CCGACCGAUGACUGCCAAGAUGGAUGGGUCGGAGCUGCAUCACAAGAUGAGCAAGAAGAUAGCCCAGCUGACCAAGGUCAUCUUCCACCUCAACACCAAGGCCGACGAGCAGGAAGUGUACCUGCAGGCUGUGUCAUCCGCAUACGAAAAGGAGAUCGACCAGAUUGUCAAAGACGCCAACCAGAAACUCGCCAAGACCACAGAGGCGCUCGAGAAACUCCGCAACGACAAGUGAGCACUGCAUUCUGAAUCACUGGAAGAGGAAGGACACGCAGACACACAAAGCGUCCAUUCCUUAUGUCGUUUGUCUGCCCUGGACUGCACUGCACUGCACUGCACUGCAGAACAAGCGGCAAGGAGAUCGACCAGCUGAAGGUGCGCAUCGACGAGGAGAAGAAGACGGCUCUGAAGCAGAUUCAGGACUACAGGAAGGCGUGUGAGGACCGCGAGCAGAAGAUCAACCGCCAAUGGGGCGAGAAGAUGGCCGGCGUCACCGGAGAACUCAUCGACCUCAAGAACAAAAUGAAGGAACAUAUGGAGAAGUGCAAGGAGGCACUCACUACCAUCGAGCAACAGACGGGUGGGGCCGGUCGUCUCUGUGUCUGUGUACGGGAUGUGCGUGCGAGAGGGUGUGUGUCGUUCAGGUCAGCUGGAGAUGACCAAGAAGAGACAGCACCGCGAGAUAGAGGACAUCACCCGCCAGCACAACGACCGCUACAACGCCCUCGUCGCCGAGAAGGAGGAGAGCGAGAACCAGCUGCAGAAAGAACUUGACGCAGAAAGAAACGUAUGAGACCAGCACCCUCACGGACCCCUGAUCACCAUUCAUUGUCCCUUUUGCAGAAGCUCCAUCGUGCUGUCGAGAGUCAACGGAAGGCGCGCAGCGAGGCCGACCGCACGAGAGAGGACCUCCAGAACGAGGUAGCUGAGCUGAGACAGAAGUGCGAGACGGCGGCCGAGGAGGCCGAGAGCCUACGGGGGAAGCUGCGGGUCAUCGAGGAUGAGCACAAGGCACAGCUCAAGAGGGCCACUCAGGAGAACCAACAGCUCAAGAAGGAGUGAGACAUACAAAAAUACGAGGAAGCGCUCAGACGCUGAUCGAUUCGUGUCUUGUUUAUAGUCUUGAGACGGCCCGGUCGUCAGGCGACGGCCUCUCCUCCCAGGUAACCGAGAAGCAGACGGAGCUCGACCAGGUGCAGACAGCACUCCAGACCAUACAGGUGAGCCAGUGACAUGUGUGAGACACGCUCCAGACACCCAUCUUUGCGUUGACUGCUACUCCAGUCCGAGCUGACAAGCGAGAAGAAGGCCGGCAUGGACCUGCUGCGGCAGCUGGAAAACGAGAGAAGAAACGCUCGGCAGUUUGAGGACCAGUGCAACAAGUAAGGCCGGGAACGAAGCAGCCUCCAAUGUGUUGUGAUUUCGUUAUCCGGUCUGCACGCAGAGAGAAGGAGAGGACUAGAGCGGCCGAGGCGGCCGUUGAGGCGUCUCGUGAGGAGCGCAAGAACCUCGAGAGGAAGCUGAGGGCAGACAUCGAUGCCGCCAACAAGAAGACACAGGGACUGCAGGAGCUCCUCAACCAGGCCAAAGGUGGGCCCUGCAGCAUAGAGUGGACAAAUGGUCGCUGUGUGGUGAUUGUGUUUCUGUUGCAUACACGCUCAGAUGACGCGCAGCGCCAGCGAUCAGCAGCCGCGGAGGCAGAGGAGAACUACCAGCGAGUCAAGGUUGAGCUUGAGGGUGUGCAGGGCGAGUCAUCACAGAAAGAGAAGACCUUGCAACAGAGAAACGAACGGCUGGAGCUGCAGGUAGGGAACAAUUGGCCUUUCUAGCCUCCAUCCAUGCCGUCUGUGUCGUGUUCUUUGUGUGUCUGUCCAGCUUACACAGCUGAAGGAUCAUUUGAAGCUGACUGAGAGUGCCCUGGAGGACACCAUCGCCAAGGGCAAAGCCGAUAGAGAGGUGUGCCGGCCUGACACACGAAGCGCAGCACUACAUGCUGUCAUCUUAUUGUCAGGAGCACCAGAAGCGCGAGAGUAGCAUGAACGACACCAUCGCGCAGCUCAAGCGCAGCACAGAGUCCUCUCAGGCCAGGCUGCAAAAGGAGGCAAGCAGACACAUCACACCGAUCCACAUAAGCGACGCUCUCUCACCCUGUGUCUCUUGCCUCAGUGGGAGGACAAGCUCAAUGCGCUUGAGUUGGACCUAAGGGAGGAGCUGAUGACCAAAGCAAAUGCUGAGAAGCAGCAGCUCAUCGAGCGAUACACGCAAGAGCGGGAUCAGGUGAGGCAGCAAGCAUUGCUGAUGCAUAAAUGGACGGGCCGGAGACACUUCCUGUCUCUGCUACAGGAGAGGACUCUGAGGGAGAAGGCAGAGGAGGAGAACCAAAAUCUUGCUGAGCAGAUCGAGAAUGCCGAAAGGUGGGCGCGUGCCGAUCCCGUCUAACGGUCCCUGCACCCACUCCUGUCUCUUCCUCUCGUUCCCAGAUCCCUUCAGGCCUCGAACGCAGAGAGGGAAUCUGAGCGGGCGGCUCAGGAGGCCCAUUCCAGCCAACUCCAGGCCGAGAUCGACAAGACACACAAGGAGCGUGAUGCUUUGUCCGCCGACUAUCAAGCGAUGCAGAAGCAGAUGGUUGACAAGGACAAGGAACUCAAGCAGUUGCAGAAGGUGACCAUGAAAAGUCGGAGAUCCACACCACAUUGUUGUGUCCCCGUUCAUCUCCUGUGUGUCGUCAGGAUCUGGAGUUGGCUGUCAAGAAAAGCGCGAGUUCGCUGCAGUCUCAAAUUGAUGACCUCAAAGCCGAUCACGAAGAGGCGCUGGUCAAGGAGAGGCGCCAGAGGGAGAGGGAGGUGGAGGAGCGCUCGCAACGAAUCCGGCACCUCACACAAAAAGUAGAGUCGCUCGAGAAUGAACGAGACGCAACUGUAAGUCAGCACUGUGCAGCAUACAGAGACCAAGCGGCACACUUCUGUGUGUCAGGUGAAGUUUUGGCGUCGAAAGGUUGAAGAGCUCGAGGGGUCGAUGGCCGACUCGAAGUCGCACCUCAUCAGCACCGCACAGGAGCUGCAAGACUACCAGCAGCAGAUACAGAGACAGACCGAGGAAAUGCAGGAGAAGGAGAGGUGUGUAGAUGAUAUGCACAGAAACCAUGAGCGAGGAUAAUGUCGUUCUGGGUCUUGUCUGUGCAGACGCUUUGACGCUGAUCUGCACUCCUUGACGGAAUGCCAUCAGCACGAGAUGAAAGAGGCGACCAAGAAGCACACAUCCGAGCUGGAGGGGAUGAGAAGGGAGCUGACCGACACCCACAGACAGCAGCUCGACGCACUGACAACCAAACAGAAGGAGGAGGUGAGAAGAGAGUCCACAAAACACACACGUCAUCAAGCUGGCUGACUCCUGUGCAGGUCCAAAGACUGUCGUCCGAGCACCAGGCCAAGGUCCGGUCGCUUGAGAGCGACCACAGAAAAGCCGUCACAGAACUGGAAAGGCAGCACCAGCAGGCCAUUGAGGUAGGUCGUGAAGCAGCACACCUUACCCUGCAUAAUGCCUGGCUUCCUAUGUUUCAUUCAGGUGGUGAACGACCGUUUGAACGACGCGCGACAGGCGCACAUGAGGGAGGCAUCCGUGCUCAAGAGAGACCUGCAGCAGGAGAGAGAGGUAAUCACAUCAUCCCACCCACGGACACGGGCCUUCAUCUCCUCAUGUCUCCUAUAUUCCUCAUGUCUCCUCCUUCCUAUCCACAGGACCGGUCGUUGGCCGACGCAGAGGUGACAAGGCUGCAAGCGGACGUCGAGCACCGAAAGGCAGAGGCGGCCAGCCUGCAGGCGACGCUGAAACAGACCACCGAGCGGUUUGAGAAGGAGAUUGUCGGCCUCACCACUGCGCACACGGCCAAGCUGCAACAGCUCAACAGCGACCACCGGCAGGCCAUGCAGACCCUCAAAACCGUCCAGGCAGAGGAGACACAACGCCUUGAGGAGCGCUUUGCACAGGUCUCACACGGCCACACGCAGUGUAAUGGGUGCCCAUUACUGCACAUCUGCCAUAUCUCUCGUCUGCCUCCAGGAACGUGGCGCGUUUGAGGGCGAGAUAGGGGAUUUGAAUCGUGAGGUGCAGAAGUGGCAACGAAUGUAUGACAACAGGCCCUCACGGCCAGAGGACGUGCAGAAGAUUGAGGAGUACGAGAAGCAAAUCGUCGACAGAGAGGUGACGGACUCGGACACAAGGACGACACACCACAAGGACUGCCCGUUGUCUCUGGCCGUGCAGGGUGCGAUUCGCAAGCUGCAUGACGACAUGCAGUACUAUCGUCUGGAACUCGUCAACAGGUGCCCUCGGCCGACACCAGAGACACACAAAGACUGAUCCGUCCAUGUGCUUCGUCCACAGGGAGCAGAACUACAACAGGGUGUUUGGUAACGCGCCCAACAUCGGCGUCUUCAAUCCAUUGGACAAAAAGGAGAAGAGCGGGCCAAGAAUACUCCCACAAACAAAUGGAGCUGUUUUGGGUACAAACACAGAUCGAGACGCAGGACAAGUGGCCUUCAGAGGCGCAUGUCUGAACCUCUGUGUGUGUGCGUGUGUGUGUGUGUGUGUGUGUUUGUGAGGCAUUGGGAAUGUGUCGGGUUCUGGUGACUCUCUGGGUGCUGUGGCAGUGCCGCCUCAGGCGGCCAACGGCCGCGGGAAGCAGCGAAGGAGCAGGACCAAAGACAGCCUUGGCAGCAACACCAGCAACAGGCCACCAUCAGGCGGACAUAGAUAGACGGGAUGAGCAGACAGACAGACAGACAGACAGGGAAUACGCAUGUGUGGCUUUUUUU
Molecule: messenger RNA, 4814 nt
Organism: Vitrella brassicaformis
Lineage: Eukaryota; Vitrellaceae
Source: the annotation of a GenBank genome assembly